This is a messenger RNA of Adineta ricciae, 2022 nucleotides long. The record is from the annotation of a GenBank genome assembly. NCBI's taxonomy places the organism in Eukaryota, Metazoa, Rotifera, Eurotatoria, Adinetida, Adinetidae.
AUGGCACUACAUUACAGAAAAGAUGGUGGUUUAGAUAUGCGAUAUAGUUCAUCAAGAGCAGCGAUGUCUUCUGGUUUUAGUAUGGGUGCUUCAGGAUUUUCAGGUGGUGGACACUUUUCUCCUAUGAAUUACGGAUCAAAUGCAUCUUCUGGACUUCAUUACAAAAAAGAUGGUGGCUUAGAUAUGCGUUAUAGUUCAUCAAGAAUUGCUUCUGCGUCUGCUACUCCAUUCAGCAGUCGACCGCCAACGUCAUCUGAACUUCAUUACAAAAAGGAUGGUACGAUGGAUAUGCGUUAUAGUUCAUCAAGGGUUGCUUCUACAUCUGCAGCUGCAUCGUCUAUCAGCCGACAGCCAGUUUCCUCCGGAUUGCACUACAAAAAAGAUGGUGGUUUAGAUGUGCGUUAUAGUUCAUCAAGAGUUGCUUCUGCAUCUCUUGCACCAUCUAGCAGUCGGCCGCCAACUUCAUCUGAACUUCAUUACAAAAAAGAUGGUACGAUGGAUAUGCGUUAUAUUUCUUCAAAAGCGGUCGCAUCUUCUAUACAAUCAAAUAACUCUUCUCAACACCAUUAUAAGAAAGAUGGCAGUUUGGAUAUGCGAUAUUCUUCAUCUCGAAACACAAUAACGAAUAAUAAUCAUGGAAUACCAAAAGAUAUCCCUGUUACGAAAACUGGUAUUCCAGAUAUGAGAACAACAGCUGCGAAAAAUUGGGUAAAACAACAAGCGCAAAAUGAUACAGGAGAAAUACCAUCAUGGAUUCCAAAAACUAAAGAUGGAUCAUUUGAUAUAUCAAAGGCUAUUACACAAGAGUAUCUUAAAUGGAAAGAUACAACAUCAAAAGAUUAUUCUCCAGAUCAACGUUUAGAUUAUUAUUCAAAAAAAUUAGCAGAUAUGCUCUUUCAAAAUCUGGUUGAAAAUGCACGAGAAGAUCAAGUUGAUAUGCCACAGUAUGAAAUGUUACCCAAUACCGAUGAUAUUCAACAUCAAUUAUGUUCUCGACCCAAUAAUUCAUGUCCUUUGAGACAAAAUUAUCGUGAUGAUGAGAGUGAUGAUGAUGAUGAUGAUAAUAAUAAUUAUUCAUUUCGUUCAGCUCGUUCACAUCGAAAUAUUAAUUGCGAUAUUCGUAGUGAAGUUUCUGAGUUGAUUCCAGUGAUUAAUUAUGAAGAUUUAAAUAUUGAUUUCGAGAAUCCAUUAGGUCGAGGUUCAUUUGGUACUGUUUAUAAAGGUCGAUGGAAAUAUCAAAUUGUUGCUAUUAAACAAUUACAUUUAAAUAGAUUAUCUCGACAAGAAAAAAAAUCAUUUGUUAAAGAAAUAAAAAUCAUGUCAAGUUUAGGUAAACAUCGAAAUUUGGUCGAUUUGCAUGGUUAUACAUUAGAACCAUUGUGUUUAAUUAUGGAAUAUGUACAAUUAGGUUCAUUAAGUUAUUUACUUCACUAUUGUGAAGAUCCACAAAUUGAAGCAAAAAUCACCGAUGGAAGAAUUAAGAAGAAAAUAAUACUUGGUAUCGUUCUUGGAAUGAUUCAAUUACAUAAAGUUGAGAUUGUACAUGGAGAUUUAAAACCUCAAAAUAUUCUCAUUACUGAAGAUUAUACAGCUAAAAUAACUGAUUUUGGAUUUGCUACACUUCGUGGCAAAACAUCAUCGUCUAUUGCAUCAUCAAAAAUAGCUGAUGAACAAUCACAAAUAUGUGGAACAGCUGGUUAUAUGGCUCCCGAACUUUUAUCUACAUCAUCACCUCCAGAAUAUUCAAGUGAUGUUUAUUCUUUCGGAAUAAUGUUCAAUGAAAUUCUUCAAGAAGAAGAACCGUAUGCAGAUCAAUUUCAAAAUUUUGCAGGACGAGGUCCAUUCGGUGCUGUUAAUCAUGCAAAACUAGGAAAUCGACCAAGAAUAAGUGGAAAAACACCAAUUUUUCUGAAACAUUUUAUUCAAAAGUGUUGGCAUCAAAAUCCACGUAAUCGACCAGAUUUUGAACAAAUUUUUCACGAUUUAAAACCAUCAGCUGUUGAAAUUCCUCAUUCGUUUUAA